UAUUGAAUACACUCAGUGGUUUAAUUAUUAAAUAUAUUGACUUCAGUCUGUGAUUAUUUUCAUAUUUCUAAUAAAUCUCUAGCACUUAUAUUUGUUGGCUUACAUUAGUUUUAUAUCCGUUAUUAUCUAUAUCUUGCACAAAUUAAGCAAGCAUUUUAACUUGUAAUGAAGAGCGGCUGCAUGUUGGUCAGGCAGCGAAAAAUGUUCGAUCAUUGCUAGCCGGAGGACACUCGUAUCUUUCGUUCUGCUUUGUCACAGUGAGGAGAGGAAAAAAAAAAAGAUUCUAGAUGCUUGAUUUUUUUUAGGGUAGGGGAAGAGACUCCAUGCUAACAGUGAAUGACGUUCACAUUCUUGUCCCUUCAGCUGCCCCUGGUUCAUAAUCCACUUAGAGAGAGAGUGUAUUGGGGGAAGGUAACAAAGAAUUUUGACUCCUUUCUUUAUUUUGUAAUGCUAUUUUGGAUUCUUCCGCUUCUGCUUUUGUCAGGUCUUCACAGAAAUUUCGUCAAUACAGAGGGAUGGUUCAUCUGAUUUAAUUAAUGUCCUUGGAUGAAGCUUCAGCCACUACGCGAUAUAUACAGCUUACAUCUCUCACAGUACCCUUUUCCCAGUCUUGGUAGUUUAGUCUUCGUACACGGGAAAACAAUAAAUCUUGGCGCCGACCUGUGCAUACAGGACAUCCAGGUUAGUAUCUGGCAUACAAAAUAAUUACGGAUGUAGUUCUGUGACGGCAAAGAUGAAGGUAUUCCUUAGUGCAGUACACGCACGUACCCAGUACCUGCGUUCUAUGAUAGAGCACGUCCUGGGUACAGUCGUCUAGUCAGCAGUUAUCAAUUCUUGAUGAUGACUAGUAGGAGAGGCCUAGGGUUGGCGAGGCUGGAAACGACGUUCACGUCCAGUGCAGAUCAGAACUCUCUAGAACAGGAGCGAAAAAAAAAAAGACAAAAAUCACGUCAGACUUCAACUUUGUCGUCAUAGUCACGUGAACCAUUGCCACCUUCCGUUUGCUCACAGAGUCAGAGAAACAGAGCUUGAAGAACAUAUCUGGCAUAUGGGCUUCUCAAGAGAAUGAAUUUAAAAAGGACUCUUCAAAUAUCCAGAAAUUUAAGUUUACUCUUGGGAGGCGCCUGGGUGAUACGCCAGCAAACCAGAAGACCCGAGAAUGCUCUGUGUCCGCCCGGGACAGUUGCUGACAACAUGCAAGAUAAUUCCGUCGCCACCAUCAUACGAAACGGAGAUUGUCCACUGAAACUGCAACAGGUCCAUGUAUUCUUUCGACAUGGUGCUAGACUACCACUGCACCUGUCUCCUUGGCUGGACGAGCUGUUCACAAUACACAGCUGUGUAUAAUAUGUCCUAGUGCACUGUUGACGACACGAGGCGAACCCCUUGUGGCAGGUGAGUUAUCCUAAAGAUAUGGUGCUGAAAGACGCGCCUCACACCAUGAUCCGCCACCGGAUCGUCAUGCUGCCGGACAGGACUUCCAGAACUCUCUCUGAAAAGGAGGAGUCUUACAAACUGUUACAGCUCAAGGGAGGGGGAUAUGCGGGUAACCUGACGGUGCUAGGCCAGGAUCAGGCGUACGUACUGGGCCGCAGCCUUCGUGACAUGUACAUCUUUCGUCACCGAUUCCUGUCGGAAGACUACAGUGCUCAAGAUGUUUCCGUGCAGUCGACAAACAUCAACAGAACAAUAGUGUCCGCUCGCUGUGUCCUAGCAGGAAUGUUCGGCAAAGAAAGACUUAACGAGAAGGGUGGCGUGGAGAUCACAGUGUGUGAGUUGAAGGAUGAUUUUUUGCUGCCCAACGACAUGUCGUGCAAUGUGCUGGCAGAGACGAUAAAGUUCGCCACCAGCGACAUGGACAACAUCGGGCUAAUGGAGGACAGAUUGAUCAUUGAAAAAGCACUAGGUAUUAACUCUGAGGCAACCGGAGUGAAGAUAAACUUCGAUCACUUGCGGGAUGAUUUAACGUCAAGAAUAAGAACAGAGGCCAGCCUUGACAUGCCUUGUGGUCGGACGCGCCUUGAAUCGGGUAGUGGACGCCAUGGAAAGCUUGAUCUAUGGAGAGAAGUGGGCAGGGCGGUCAAGAUGUACCUAUGGAGCACGCACGAUUCCACAUGGUCGCUCUUCUGGAGGCUCUGGGAAUAUUUAAUUGGAGAUGGCCUCCUUUGUUGCCGACCUGAGGCUGGAGCUGUAUAAAAGUGGUGAUAACAGACACUGGGUGCGCGUCCUGUACUGCUCUCAGGAGAUUGCCAUGCGGAAUUUUUCCACUCCAAUCAUGCCGUUUGAGGAUUUUGAGAGAGCCGUGAAACCGUACUUGAUGGAUGACUCUGAAUUUGAAAGUCUGUCUAAAAUGACACUGGACCAGAUCUUAAAUGCUUACUAUCCUGUCGUGUGAAUGAUGUCAAGAAAGAUAGCAAAGUCUAUCCUUCCAUCACCUUCAAAGAAGCAUCAAGAUUCAUUCAGAUUUUGUCAUUUUCUUAGAUAGGUGUGGCACAAUACUUUGGGUUUACCCAUAAGCACCAGUCAUCCUCUCUUCACAAAAUAAAGAAUAUGCACUCAACAGUA
This is a messenger RNA of Pomacea canaliculata, 2565 nucleotides long. RefSeq names its product lysophosphatidic acid phosphatase type 6-like. The record is from RefSeq and is a predicted model, not a curated record. Gene Ontology annotation, molecular function: phosphatase activity. Lineage: Eukaryota; Metazoa; Mollusca; Gastropoda; Architaenioglossa; Ampullariidae. The coding region runs from base 1414 to 2196 and encodes 260 amino acids. Gene Ontology annotation, biological process: dephosphorylation. The transcript is spliced from 9 exons.